GUCAUUGUAUAACGCAAGUUUUGGAAGAUUUUUAUAAAUUUUUGUUUCCUUCAACGAAUAUAAUUAAGAACAAGUAUAAAUUUUAAUAAUAUUUCUGUUAUCACAUAUCGAUUUUUGUCACGAAAAGUUAUCCGCCCGUUUAAGAAGCUACUGUUUGUGAAAAAAUGUCUACAAGACAAGAAAGAUUCCACUCACCAACUAGGCAGUAUAUGGCGCCAGCUCAAACUCAAAUAGACAAUGUUAUUCAUGGCACUCCGCAGUACCACAAUUCCAAUCAACAGUAUUAUCCUCCCCAAUACAACCAUCAACUCGACUUAUCAUACGACAAAACAUAUUACAACGUUCCGAAUGUACCACAAAAUAGAUUUGUAAUGCCGGAUCAAUCCGUUCCUCAGUACCCUAAUCCAAACGAAUCAUAUUAUCCCCAUCAUUCAAGUAUGAAAAUGGAAUGCGGAUCGCAAUCCUGUAGAACCAAUAACUGUUUAAUGCAAAAUAAUCAGCCACAACAACAACCGAACCUGCAACAAGCGCAACCACAACCACAAUAUCAAGAUUACAACUGGUACCAAACUAGAAAUAGUCCAGCUGGGUACCAAUACGUCAAUCCCAUUCAAAUGCAAAAUAACAAUGCUUCUAAUAUGUGGCACUCGCAACAGAAUCAAACGAGUUUACAUCAAAAAGGCGACAUUACUAAUGCUGUAAUUGAUAACAAGAGAAACGUGAUUUUCAACAACAAUCCAACAUCCAAUAGAAUACAAGAAAAUAUAAAAAGUAACACAGACGCCAUGGCUGAAGUUCCAGACAUGUUAAACAAAGGAUCUAUUGGGAAAAAAUUGGUUGCUCCCUUGCUGCAAAUUCGCAGAGAAAGAUCUAUUUCCCCGAAACCGAAAAAAAGAUUUCCCACAACAAUCGAUAGAAUGAAUUAGGCUUUACAUAAGAGGCUGUGUUUAUAUCAUUUUACAGAAUUUGCCAAUUUUAUUAGAACCUUACGUUUUGAAGUUAUAGUUCUUUUUUAAAACCAUGUCUGUUAAUAAAUUAUUUUAUUCUAUUGACGUA
This is a messenger RNA of Phyllotreta striolata, 1056 nucleotides long. NCBI's taxonomy places the organism in Eukaryota, Metazoa, Arthropoda, Insecta, Coleoptera, Chrysomelidae. The record is from the annotation of a GenBank genome assembly.